AUGUCACUUAUCGACGAAUCAAUCAACACACCUAUAAUUUUAUCACCAUGUGAAUCAUGUGUAACAUUACAAAGUUUUAGACCACAUCAACAAUUUAAUGAACAAUUUUUUAAUAAUUAUUUAUUAACAAGAUUAAGUACUGAAAAUAUUAAUCACAGCAUCACUGACUCGAUUAAUGAAGAAACAACUAAUGAAGAUAUUGAAAUAAUAAUCAUAUAUGAUCAUCAUGAUAUAAAUAUAAAAUUAAGUUCAAUAUUAUCAUUAAUUAAUACUCAUUCAACAAAUCAAAUAACAUAUGAAGAUUUAAAUGUUAAUCAUAUUUUCCUUUAUUUAUUUUAUAAUCAACAAAUUUUAUUUAAUUCAUUAUCAAUAUUAAUAAAUCAAUUCACUUUAAUUCAUUUAGGUAAAUCUUUUGAAUUUAAAUUUAAUAAUACAUCUUUAAAAUCAACUGCAUCAGCACAAGUUCAAGAAAAUUUAAUAACUAAUCUUAAAAUCAAAAGAUUUCCAAAAUUAUUAUUGAAUAUAAGACAAAUCCAUUAUUAUAAUAUGAAUUUUAAUAUAAAUAAUAAUUUGUUCCAUUUUAAUUUUCAUCAAUCAAAUAGUAAUAGUAUACAUCAAGAAUUAACUGAAGUUGAAAUUAUAAAAUUUAUAACAAGAUCAAUAAAUUUUAAGGAUAAAUCAACUGGUCAAGUUACUUAUAUUGAACACAUUAGAUCAAAACUAAAAAGAAAUAAUACUGCUAAUUCAACUAAUUCAAAUAAUUCAACUAAUUCGAAUAAUUCAACUAAUUCAAAUAAUUCUGCUAUAUCCAACAAUUCGCAAUUUUCAAUAAAUACAAAUUCAUUAAACCCAAAUAGAUCAAAUAUAACAACUAUUGACUCAAAUGAAAAUAACACCAAUACUAAUAAAUUUAUAAAAAGAAGAAAAUUAAAAAACAAAGUAAUUAAUUGUUUUAAAAUAUUACUAAAAUACAAUUAA
Molecule: messenger RNA, 978 nt
Organism: Lodderomyces jiufengensis
Lineage: Eukaryota; Fungi; Ascomycota; Pichiomycetes; Serinales; Debaryomycetaceae
Exons: 1
Coding region: 1-978 (325 amino acids)
Source: RefSeq, a predicted model, not a curated record